AUGAACCCCUGGCAGCUCCUGGUCCUGGUGCUCCUGGUGCUGGGCUGCUGUUCGGCGGCCCCUCAACGGCGUCAACCCACCGUGGUGGUCUUCCCAGGAGACCUGAAAAGCACCCUUACCGACCAGCAGCUGGCAGAGGAGUACUUGUACCGCUAUGGCUAUACCCGCGUGGCCGAGAUGCAAGAUGAGAAGGUGUCUCUGGCUCGAGGGCUGAGACUUUUCCAGCAGAAGCUGAACCUGCCCCAGACUGGCGAGCUGGACAGCACCACGCUGGCGGCCAUGCGCGCCCCGCGCUGCGGCGUCCCGGAUUUGGGCGGCUUCCAGACCUUCGAGGGCGACCUCAAGUGGCACCACCACAACAUCACAUACUGGAUCCAAAACUACUCGGAGGACUUGCCCCGCUCGGUGAUCGACGACGCCUUUGCUAGGGCCUUCGCGGUGUGGAGCGAGGUGACGCCGCUGACCUUCACCCGCGUGUACCUCGAGGACCUCAGGGACGCGAAGAACGUGGACAUCGUCAUCCAGUUUGGUUUCAAGGAGCACGGAGACGGGUAUCCUUUCGACGGGAAGGACGGGCUCCUGGCACACGCCUUUCCUCCGGGCCCCGGCAUUCAGGGGGACGCUCACUUCGACGAUGACGAGUUGUGGUCCUUGGGCAAGGGCGUCGUGGUUCCCACCCGCUUUGGAAACGCAGAUGGCGCCCCCUGCCACUUUCCUUUCACCUUCGAGGGCCGCUCCUAUGCCGCCUGCACCACGGACGGCCGCUCUGAUGGCUUGCUGUGGUGCAGCACCACGGCCGACUAUGACACCGACCACCAGUUCGGCUUCUGCCCCAGUGAGAAACUCUACACCCAGUACGGCAACUCGGAUGGCAAGCCCUGCGUGUUUCCGUUCAUCUUCGAGGGCCGCUCCUACUCGGCUUGCACCUCUGACGGCCGCUCGGACGACUACCUCUGGUGCGCCACCACCGCCAAUUACGACGAGGACCAGCUCUUCGGUUUCUGUCCCACGCGAGUUGACUCCACAGUGAUCGGGGGCAACUCGCCGGGGCAGCGGUGCGUCUUUCCCUUCGUCUUCUUGAACGAGAAGUACUCGUCAUGUACCAGGGAGGGCCGCAGUGACGGGCGCCUCUGGUGCGCCACCACCUCCAACUUCGACAGCGACAGGAAGUGGGGCUUCUGCCCAGACCAAGGAUACAGCCUGUUCCUUGUGGCGGCGCACGAGUUCGGUCACGCGCUGGGCCUAGAUCAUUCGUCGGUGCCGGAGGCGCUCAUGUACCCCAUGUACCGCUUCACCGAGGAUCCCCCACUGCACGAGGACGACGUGAAGGGCAUCCAGCAUCUCUAUGGUCCUCGACCUAAACCUGAACCACGGCCUCCAACCACCACACCUGAACCCCAACCAACGGCUCCCCCGACCGUCUGCCCCACGGGACCUCCGACUGUCCUUCCCUCAAAGCGCCCCACUGUCGGCCCCACUGGCCCCCCUUCAGCUGGCCCCACGGGUCCCCCCACUGCUGGCCCUUCUGAAGCCCCCACAGCACCUUUGGAUCCAGCAGAAGACAUCUGCAACGUUAACAUGUUCGAUGCCAUUGCAGAGAUAGGGAACCAUCUGCAUGUCUUCAAGAAUGGGAGGUACUGGCGACUUUCUGAGGGCAGGGACCGGGUGCAGGGGCCCUUCCUUAUCUCGGACAAGUGGCCGCAGCUCCCACGAAAGCUGGACUCUGCCUUUGAGGACCCCCUCACCAAGAAGGUUUUCUUCUUCUCCGGGCGCCAGGUGUGGGUGUACACAGGAGCUUCGGUGCUGGGCCCGAGGCGGCUGGACAAGCUGGGCCUGGGCCCGGAAGUGUCGCACGUCACCGGUGCCCUUCCGCGCGGCGGGGGUAAGGCGCUGCUGUUCAGCCUGCAGCACUUCUGGAGGUUCGACGUGAAGACGCAGACUGUAGAUCCCCGGAGCGUCAGCCUAGUGGACCAGGUGUUCCCCGGGGUGCCCUUGAACGCCCACGACAUCUUCCUGUACCGAGAGAAAGCCUACUUCUGCCAUGACCGCUUCUACUGGCGUGUGAGUUUCCGGAAUGAAGUGAACCAGGUGGACCAAGUGGGCUACGUGACCCUAGACCUCCUGAAGUGCUCUGAGGAGUAG
This is a messenger RNA of Orycteropus afer afer, 2142 nucleotides long. It is a transcript of the gene MMP9, whose product is annotated as matrix metallopeptidase 9. The record is from RefSeq and is a predicted model, not a curated record. The coding region runs from base 1 to 2142 and encodes 713 amino acids. Gene Ontology annotation, molecular function: zinc ion binding; metalloendopeptidase activity. The transcript has 13 exons. Gene Ontology annotation, biological process: collagen catabolic process; extracellular matrix organization; proteolysis. Gene Ontology annotation, cellular component: extracellular matrix. Lineage: Eukaryota; Metazoa; Chordata; Mammalia; Tubulidentata; Orycteropodidae.